AUGCGUCCUGCCUCGAGUCAAGAGUGCCUGCCUCCUGACCACUGCCGGUCCAGGUGGGGCCGCCGGAGACCCUACAUCCUCACCCUGGGAGUCAUGAUGCUGGUGGGCAUGGCUCUGUACCUCAAUGGGGAUGCCGUGGUAGCAGCUUUGAUUGCUAACCCAAGGAGGAAGCUGGUUUGGGCCAUAAGUGUCACCAUGAUAGGUGUGGUUCUCUUUGAUUUUGCUGCUGACUUCAUUGAUGGGCCCAUCAAAGCCUACUUAUUUGAUGUCUGCUCCCAUCAGGACAAGGAGAAGGGCCUCCACUACCAUGCCCUCUUCACAGGUUUUGGAGGUGCCAUGGGUUACCUUUUGGGUGCUAUAGACUGGGCCCAUCUGGAACUGGGAAGACUGCUGGGUACAGAAUUCCAGGUCAUGUUCUUCUUCUCUGCGUUGAUGCUCACUUUGUGUUUUAUUGUUCAUCUGUGCAGUAUCUCUGAAGUCCCACUUACAGAUGUUGCAAAGGGCAUUCCCCCACAGCCAACCCCCCAGGACCCUCCAUUGUCAUCAGAUGGAAUGUACGAAUAUGGUUCUAUCGAGAAAGUUAAAAAUGGUUAUGUAAAUCCAGAGCUGGCAAUGCAGGGAGCAAAAAACAAAAAUCACGCUGAACAGACUCGCAGGCCAAUGACAUUAAAGUCACUGCUGAGAGCACUGAUGAGCAUGCCUCCCCACUACCGCUACCUUUCCAUCAGCCACCUCAUUGGAUGGACUGCCUUCCUGUCCAACAUGCUCUUCUUCACAGAUUUCAUGGGCCAGAUUGUGUACCAUGGGGAUCCCUAUAGCGCACACAACUCCACGGAGUUUCUUAUCUACCAAAGAGGAGUCGAGGUUGGAUGUUGGGGACUGUGCAUCAACUCUAUAUUUUCCUCACUUUAUUCUUACUUUCAGAAAUUUUUGUUGUCCUACAUUGGAUUAAAGGGGCUUUACUUCACGGGAUAUUUGCUGUUUGGCCUGGGGACAGGAUUUAUUGGGCUCUUCCCAAAUGUCUACUCCACCCUGGUCCUGUGCAGCCUAUUUGGUGUAAUGUCCAGCACCCUGUACACCGUGCCCUUUAACCUCAUUACUGAGUACCAUCGAGAGGAAGAAAAGGAGAGGCAGCAAGUCCCAGGAGGAAACCCAGACAACAGCGUGAGAGGGAAGGGCGUGGACUGCGCCACCCUCACCUGCAUGGUGCAGCUGGCUCAGAUCCUGGUCGGAGGUGGCCUGGGCUUUCUGGUCAACGCAGCUGGGAGUGUCAUCAUCGUGGUGAUCACAGCGUCUGCGGUGGCACUGAUAGGCUGUUGCUUUGUGGCUCUCUUUGUUAGAUACGUGGAUUAGGUCAAUAAAGAGACAAUGACCCUAACCUCAGA
Molecule: messenger RNA, 1385 nt
Organism: Cebus imitator (Panamanian white-faced capuchin)
Lineage: Eukaryota; Metazoa; Chordata; Mammalia; Primates; Cebidae
Gene: SLC45A2
Product: solute carrier family 45 member 2
Exons: 8
Coding region: 1-1353 (450 amino acids)
Biological process (GO): transmembrane transport
Cellular component (GO): membrane
Molecular function (GO): sucrose:proton symporter activity
Source: RefSeq, a predicted model, not a curated record